Molecule: messenger RNA, 8859 nt
Organism: Hypanus sabinus (Atlantic stingray)
Lineage: Eukaryota; Metazoa; Chordata; Chondrichthyes; Myliobatiformes; Dasyatidae
Exons: 2
Coding region: 5982-8396 (804 amino acids)
Molecular function (GO): catalytic activity
Source: RefSeq, a predicted model, not a curated record
AAGAAGCUGCAGAAGUUGUAACUCUAGUCAGCUCCACCUUGGGCACAAGCCUACAAAGUACCCAGGACAUAUUCUGGGAACAGUGUCUCAAAAAGGCAGCGUCCAUUAUUAAGGACCUCCAGCACCCAGGGCAUGCCCUUUUCUCACUGUUACUAUCAGGUAGGAGGUACAGGAGCCUGAAGGCACACACACAGCAAUUUAGGAACAGCUUCUUUCCUUCCGCCAUCUGAUUCCUAAAUGGGCACUACCUUGGACACUACCUCACUUUUUUAAAAUAUACAGUAUUUCUGUUUUUUAAAAAAGUCUAUUCAAUAUACAUUUACUGUAAUUGAUUUACUUAUUUAUUGUUAUUAUUUUUUUCUUUUAUAUUAUGUAUUGCAACGAACCAAUACAAUACAUAAUCUGGGUGUAUCCAUAUUUUCUGCCAGGCUAGCACUUACUGAGGUCAAGCAAAGUCAGAUUGAGAACCCUGAUGAACCACGUGAGACCUUGAAUCUGAUUUCGACUAUCCUUCUCCCAUGGGGAGAAGCAGAGCGUUCUGGCAGAGCUGCCCUCACUUAAGGUCACCUGUGGAAAUGCAGAAAUCUGGUGCAAGCUUGAGGAAAUGGUUGAAGUUCACUAGAUCCACCCCCAAAGAUAGACGUGUUGUCAAAAGCGAAGGAUAUGUGGGACAGUAUGGCCCAGGGAGUGCAGGAUAGUACAUGGGCAACUACCGGGAAUGCCAAUAAUGAAGAGAGAUAUCACUUAAUAAAGCAGAAGUGAGCCAGCGACUGGGGGGAGAUGAGUGUAACUGGGGGAUGAUUAUGUUAGCGGUUCAGAGAGCUGAAGAGCCAGCAUGCAAUAUGCAGAACAUUAAUAUCAAGCCUAUGAGGAAUAUCAAGGGUUGGAUAAUCCAGGGAGGGAUGAGCCAAUCUUCCUGAAAAUGCUGAAGAAAGGCCCGAGCUCAGUCCACUAGGAAGUUUUAGGGGAUAGUGGCAGGAUUGACCUACUCAGUGAAAAUAUCAUGGGCCAGGGAGAUAGACUAGAGGAGGGGGAGGGGAAGGCAUAAAGUGGCUGUAGUGAAUGUAGUUGGUGUGACAUCACAGAGAACUUGCUUUGUGUGCCAGCAGCUGGGGUACGUAGCAAGGAACUGCUGGAAUAGAUGUGUGAGUGCAAAGGAGACGGUUGUUACAGCUGCAGCUUCUCAGGCCAUGGUUGGAGGCAGUGUCCUGAAAAAAGAGCAAAGUGUGAGAAUCACUCACCAAAGCAGGCAGAACCCAGAGCAGCCCCUGCUCUUUCUGAUUUGGCUGCUGACCAAAUUACAGAGCUGGUGAGGUCAGAUGAACAGCUGACGGCAGCCUCUGUUGACAUCGGUGGUCAUCAUUAUUAGGGGACCAGCAAUGUGACAUGUUAGCAGACAAGGGGUCAUCAGUAUCGAUAACUGAUCUACCCUUGCCCGCGAAUGGAAAAGCUAUGUACAUUACCAGUACAGGAAAUGAAACAAUGAGGGCAGAGAAAAGUUAGCUCCAGGUUCUUUAGAUUGAGGGAGUGCAGCUUCCUGUAGGUUUCUGGGUGUGUCCAAACAAUGAAGGUACUAUCCUGGGGAUAGACACGCUGAAUAAGGCAGGAUCAGGAAAAGGAGAAGUAACAUGGGCAAGACGGGAACAGUGAACAUGUGUAACCAGCAAAGCAGCUAACAAGGUCCCCAGAGGGACAGCAGCCCCAAGCAGGGAGGAGAGACAGGGCGAUGUGUGGGAAUCAUGUCAGGAGGACCCAAGGGGAGGGGCCGAGCACAGUUAGAGGAGGUGGCUGCACAAAGAGGUAGCAGUGAUUAAAGUAAAGACCAUUAGAAAGGAUAGUUAGGAGCAGAAAGGGAACAAGUGGGCAGACAUCAGUGUGAGGAGGGAAGCGGAAGAACAAGUAGCAACAGAAAUUGCAAGUGUACAGGAAGAAACUACAACUGCCAAUUUAAUAAGAUUACAUGGAGAUGUGAAGGACCACUGUAACCAGGGUAAAGUGCUGAAGAACCAAACAAAAUAACAGCAGCACAUUGCUGAUCAGAGAGAGCUGGUCCUUUCACAGCCGGAUGACCAAGUCAUGGUGAGGAUGCUGCUGUUACAAUGAGCGACUGAAGCGAACCCAAGUGCAGCACACAGGCACAAAGAUUGAGUUUGGAUGCUUACUCGGAGGGAUCUUGGCACGGAGCCUUGGCUCAGAGAGACAGAGUCUCAUAGGUAAACCUUGAAACUGGAACUAAACUUAGAACAAAUAGUUCUAAGCGGUUGAGAAAUGUAGUAAUCACACAAGAAUUAGACCAACAAACUGGCAACUAGUGGUUGUGAUGUCAGGGUUCUUAUACUGAGUUCUUGAUGGAAACCAGGUGUGUCAUCAUCAAAGAGAAUAGGAAGCAUUUGGGAAAUUAACGAUCGAGACCAUGGCAUAAACAAAGAAAAGUAGGAGCAAGAUAGGGAAUAAACGACUGGAACCAUAACAGUACCUCCCCUCAAUGGGAGUCUCAGGUGAUCCACCAGGCUUGUCUGGAUUGUCCUGAUGGAAAUCCUGGAUGAGGGAAGGGUCCAAGAUGAAGCAGCAUGGAAUCCAGGAAAGUUUUUCUGGGCUGUAUCCCUCCCAAUUGACCAGGUAUUGGAGGCCUCUGCACGGUAAUCGCCAGACAGUGUACACUGGGUGGUCGUCAACGAUCUGUGCAGGUGGAGGGGGUUCGGCAGGAGGGCAUAAAGGACUGACAGAUACUGGCUUCAAUUGGGAAUGUAGGAUGGAUGUGCCUGGAUUUGGAUAGUUUGAGUUGGACCGCUGAGGGGUUGAUAAUAUUCUCAAUCUCGAAUGGUCCCAGGAAACGGGCGACGAGUUUCUUGGGCUCGUUCUUGAGGGGAUGUCUUUAGAAGAGAGCCAAACCUUCUGCCCAGGCCGAUAAUCAAGUGCAGGAAUCCGAUGGUGAUCAGCUGAAUGGUGCAGGGCCGUGGGUGUGUCUUUCUGGAUCUUGCGGUACCAGCAAAGAUGGGCCUGAACAGAAGGCACAGCAAUGUCAUCUGCAUAAGUGGAGAAAAGAGGGGUUGGUAACUGAGGGAGCAUUCAAAGGGGGACAUUCUGAUGGCAGUGCUGACCAGGGAGUCUACCCAACCGAAAUGGGUGCUCCAGGCAGACGGGUUGUUGGCUGUUCUGCAGUGCAGUGCUGCUUCCAAAUCCUGGUUCACUUGUUCUGUUUGCCUAUUCGUCUGUGGAUGAAAGCCAGACGACGGAUUUACUGAGGGCUUGACAAAAGGAUCUCCAAACUUGAGAGACAAAUUGGGGGUGCCGGUCAGAAAUGAUGUCUGAGGGAAUCCCAUGAAGGCAGAAGACAUGAUGAUGAGAUGGUCAGCUGUUUCACAAGCUGUAGGGAGUUUAGGAAGGGCUAUGAAGUGCACAGCUUUGGAGAAGCAGUCCACCACGGUGUGUACAGCAGUGUUCCCAUGUGAAGGGGGUAGUCCCUUAAUGAAGUCCAGCACAAAGUGAGACCAAGGACAGCUAGGAACAGGUAGGGGAUGAAGCAAUCCAGCAGGUGGUUGGUGGGAGGCUUUUCCACGGGCACAAACAGAACAGGCAGAGACAAAGGAACAGGUGUCAGCGUCCACAGAGGAUCACCAGAAAUUUCUCUUCAGGAGAGACAGAGUCUGAUUGAUCCCAGGAUGGCAGGCGAAACAAGACAUGUCACUGGAGAACCUGAGAUUGAACGGAAUCCGGCACAAAGAGGUGAUUGGAGGGUCUGUUGCCUGGGUCUGGUUGGGUCUGAUACCUGGGUCUGGUUGAGUCUGUUGGGCCUCUUUGACAAUGGUUUUGAUAUCCCAGGUGAGGGCAGCCACUACACAGGAUGGUGGAAGGAUGGUCUCGGGGUUGGGAAGGCCCUCCUCAGAAAUGUAUUGACGGGAGAGGGCUUCAGGCUUCCCGUUCUUGGACUCCAGACGAUAGGUGAGUGUAAAUCUGAACCGACCAAAAAAUAAUGCUCAAUGGGCUUGUUGAGAAUUCAGACGUUUGGCAGUUUGGAUAUAUGCAAGGUUCUUGUGAUCGGUCCAGAUGAUAAAUGGAUGUUCUGCUCCCUCCAGCCAGUGCCUCCACUCCUCAGGGCACAGGGAUGCAGUUUUUGGUCAGGGCCUGAAUGUUGGGAGAGGACCACUCCCACCCCAGAGUUGGAGGCAUCUACCUCCACUAUGAAUUGACAAGAGGGGUCUGGUUGGACCAGGAUGGGAGCGGAGGUGAAACACCUCUUCAUCUCCGAGAAGGUUGCGUCCACUUCGUGGUCCCAGUGAAAAGGGGUCUUACAAGAGGUGAGUCGAGUAAGGGGCACUGCCACCCAGCUGUAAUCCCUGAUGAAAUGACGAUAAAAGUUUGCAAACCCCAGAAGUCGCUGGAGUUGCUCGAGUGUCGUGGGUGUUGCCACUCCGCCACCACCCAGAUUUUUUCAGAUCUGCCCUCACUUGCCCGCUCUAUAUGAUGUAUCCUAAAAAACUGACUGAAGGAACAUGAAAUACGCACUUCUCGGCUUUUACAAACAAUCUGUUCUCCCAAAGCCUCUGCAGAACUUGACGGACAUUGUGGGUGUGUUCCUGAAGAUUGCUGGAGAAGAUUAAAAUGUCAUCCAAAUAAACAAAUACAAAGCGGUUAAUAAAAUCUCUAAGGACAUCAUUCAUCAGGUGGGGGCAUUGGUGAGGCUGAAUGGCAUGACCAGGUAUUCAAAGUGACCAAGAGGGGUGUUGAACACUGUUUUCCACUCAUCUCCCUCCCUUAUGCUGACCAGAUAAUAGGUACUCGUAGGUCCAACUUGGAGAUGAUGGUGGCUCCGUGAAGUGGUUCAAAAUCAGAGUUGAGAAGGGGCAGUGGAUAUUUGUUCUUUAUGAUGUUACAUACUCACAGUUUGAACAUAGGACAAUGGUAUGAUGUAAUUGUCUCAUGACCGUGGGGUGAUGUUAUGUCAAGUGAUGGCAUGUUCUGAACGGUAUUUAAACAAAGCCCACUAUCUGUGACAAAGUUCUCAUUUUUAUUUUUGUGCAACGUUGUUGUUGCCGGUAGGAAGUGUGGAGGCUCCACCGGUUUUGUUUGUUGCACGUUUAUUUUUCCCUCACAGUCCAGUAUCAGAGAGUGAAGGCAUUACUGGAGUUAUCCAAGUUCAAACGAUUGGAUAAAGUUACUGUUGUUCAGCGUUUUGGGGAAUGAUAGACCUUUGUGACUUAGUUCAGGAAUUGUGGUAUGCACAUUUGAGUUAAAUCCCUGCAAGAUCAAGAAGGUUUGUACAGUGACCACCCUCCAGUCAAAAGGUCAGUUCCUUUUACUUCCUCCUGAAUUCUUCGAACAAGGCAUCUCUCGGCUGUAGGAUCAGCAGAUUUGACGUUACUUCAAAGGAAUCGUUGUUUGGGGGAAGGCUCUCCUUAAUGACUGUAUAAAUCACAUGGACUUUUGAAUUUAUCACUUUAAAUCUGUGCUUGGAUGAGAACUCGUUAAGGACAGUUUCUAAGUUUGACUGCUUGUUAGAUAUUGCUGCCUAACUGUUAACUUCCGGUUAAGUUAGUCGUUUGUUUACUUUUUAAAGUUUUGAGCAGAGGUUAAUAAAUCUCGGGAUUUGUUUUAAAACCUGUCUCAGUUUCAUAUGCAUUGCUGCUGCAUUUGUAACAAUAGUUAUGCUGUUUAGGCCUUGGUAAUCAAUGCAGGGGAGCAGUGAGCUGUCCUUAUUCCCCAAAAAUAAGAAACCUGCGCCCACAGGGGAGGAUGAGGGCUGGAUAAUGCCUGCCGCAUUUCGACGAGAAGAGGCUGAGGACGAGCUUCACUCUACGUGAGAAGAAAACUACUACUUUGCAGACUGCACAAAUCAGCGAGGAAAAAGGCCUAACCGUAUCGGCGAAGCCUCGGACUCAAGUUGGAUUUCCUCCCGGUGAAGUGCAUGGCACUUCUGAUGAUGCGGGACAGGAAGUUGCAGCAAUGUCGCCGUCUCUAAGAAGAAACGGCAAGAACAACGCAUGCGCGAAGAAACAAGUAUGCAUGAACAGAUAUUAACAAAACUACAAAUCCCAACUACGUCUGGAAGUGAAACUGUAAGUGAAUCGGAAGUAGAGUCAGACUCUUUGGGAAAUUCAGAGGAAGAAGACGAGGAAAAGAAAGUGGAGAUUAAAGGAGACAUAAAAGAUAUCCUGAUAUAUAUUAUGAAUGAAUUAAAAGCUAUAAGAAGGAUGCAGAAUACACUCGACAAUGUGGUGGAAAAACAAAAUAAGAAAAACAAUAACCUUGCCUGGACAAUAGAAAGAAAACGGAUGUUGGAAAAAAUAGAUGCGCUUGAAAAUUCAAGUAGACGAAAUAAUAUCAAAAUUGUUGGUCUUAUGCAAGGUACAGAGGGAGAAAAUCCAAUAAAAUUCUUUCAAGAAUGGAUUCCAAAAAUUUUGGAAAUGAAAGAAGGAAGCCAAGUAAUUGAAAUUGAAAGAGCACACAGAGCCUUAAGACCAAGACCACAACAAGAUCAAAAUCCAAGAUCAAUUUUGAUUAAAUACUUAAGGUACCAAGAUAAAGAAAUGAUCUUGAAGGCAGCUACUCAAGGUGCUAAAAAGAGAAAUGGGCCAUUGACAAUAGAAGGGAAAAGAGUUUUUUUUUAUCCAGACAUAAGUUACGAUCUUCUGAAGAGGCGGAAAGAAUUUAAUCCAGUGAACUACGAUAUUGUUGGGAUAACGGAGACAUGGCUGCAAGGGGAUCAGGCCUGGGUAUUGAGUGUACCAGGGUAUACGUGCUAUCGUAGAGACAGAAAUAUGGGAAGAGGGGGUGGGGUGGCCCUGUUGGUGAGGAAUGAGAUUCAGUCCUUAGCAAGAGGUGACUUGGGAACAGGGGAAAUAGAGUCUGUGUGGAUUGAGCUGAGGAACAGUAAGGGUAAAAAAACCCUAAUGGGUGUUGUGUACAGGCCCCCAAACAGUAGCGUGGAUAUUGGGUACAAGUUGAUUAGGGUGUUAACAUUGGCAUGUGCUAAAGGUAAUGCAGUCGUUAUGGGAGAUUUCAACAUGCAGGUGAACUGGGAGAAUCAGUUAGGUGCUGGACCCCAGGAUAGGGAGUUUGCAGAGUGUCUAAGGGAUGUAUUUUUGGAACAGCUUGUGCUUGAGCCAACCAGGAACGAGGCUAUUUUGGACUUGGUGAUGUGUAAUGAACAGGAAUUGAUAAGUGAUCUUGAAGUAAAGGAGCCAUUAGGAAGUAGUGAUCAUAACAUGAUAAGUUUUUAUCUACAAUUUGAGAGGGAUAAGGGCAGAUCAGAGGUGUCAGUGUUGCAAUUAAAUAAAGGAGACUACGGAGCCAUGAGGGAAGAGCUGGCCGAAGUUAAAUGGGCGGAUGCCCUGGCAGCAAAGACAGUGGAUCAGCAGUGGCAGAUAUUCUUGGGCAUAAUACAAAAGAUGCAAAAGCAGUUCAUUCCAAUGAGAAGGAAGGAUUCAAAGAGGGGGAAAGGGCCACAGUGGUUGACAAAGGAAGUCAGAGAUUGUAUAGCAUUAAAGAAAAAGAAGUAUGACAGGGCCAAGAUGAGUGGGAAUACAGAUGAUUGGGAAAGUUUUAAGGAACAGCAGAUCUUAACUAAAAAAGCAAUACGGAGAGAAAAAAUCAGGUAUGAGCUCAGUCUAGCCAGGAAUAUAAAAGGGGAUAGCAAAAGCUUUUUUAGCUAUGUGAAGAGAAAGAAGAUAGUUAAGAACAAUGUUGGCCCCUUGAAGAAUGAAUUGGGAGAAAUUGUUAUGGGAAACAGGGAAAUGGCAACAGAAUUUAAUGCGUACUUUAGAUCUGUCUUCACCAGGGAGGACACAAUCAAUCUCCCAGAUGUAUGGGUGGGCCAGGGUCAUAAGAUAUCAGAGGAAUUGAGACAGAUUGACAUUAGGAAAGAAACUGUGAUGAGUAGACUGGUAGGACUGAAGGCUAAUAAAUCCCCGGGUCCAGAUGGUCUGCAUCCGAGGGUUCUAAAAGAGGUGGCUCAGGAAAUUGCGGAUGCAUUGGUAAUCAUUUUCCAAUGUUCCUUAGAUUCAGGAUCAGUUCCUGUAGAUUGGAGAGUGGCUAAUGUUAUCCCACUUUUCAAGAAGGGAGGGAAGGAGAAAACGGAGAACUAUAGCCUAACGUCAGUCGUGGGGAAGAUGCUUGAGUCCAUUAUUAAGGACGAAAUAGUGGCACAUCUUGAUGGCAGAAAUAGGAUUAGGCCGAGCCAGCGUGGUUUUACCAAGGGCAAAUCAUGCUUGACUAAUCUGUUGGAGUUUUUUGAGGGUGUAACAAGGAUGUUAGACGAGGGUAAGCCAGUGGAUGUUGUGUACCUAGAUUUUCAGAAGGCAUUCGAUAAGGUGCCACAUAGGAGAUUGGUGAGUAAAAUCAGAGCUCAUGGCAUUGGGGGCAGGGUUUCAACGGAUAGAAAACUGGUUGGCAGAUAGAAAGCAAAGGGUAGCAGUGAAUGGGUGUUUCUCGGACUGGCUGGAGGUGACUAGUGGGGUACCACGGGGCUCUGUAUUGGGACCACAGCUCUUUACGAUUUAUGUCAACGAUUUAGAUGAGGGCAUUGAAAACUAUAUCAGCAAGUUUGCUGACGAUACUAAACUGGGUGGCAGUGUGACAUGCGAAGAGGACGUUAGGAGAAUACAGGGAGACUUGGAUAGGCUGGGUGAGUGGGCAGAUACUUGGCAGAUGUCAUUCAAUGUGAAUAAAUGUGAAGAUAUCCACUUUGGAAGCAGGAGCAAGAGGGUAGAGUAUUGUCUGAACGGUGUAGAGUUAGGUAAGGGAGAAAUGCAAAGAGACCUAGGAGUCCUAGUUCACCAGUCAAUGAAGGUGAAUGAGCAAGUGCAACAGGCAGUGAAGAGGGCAAAUGGAAUGUUGGCCUUUGUUACAAGGGGAAUUGAG